AUGUGUAAGCUGCGGCCCCUGCUGCAGAAGUGGGUGGAGGAAGCUGACAACAACGAGAAUCUACAGGAGAUAUGCAAAGCAGAGACCCUUGUGCAGGCCCGGAAGGGAAAGCGGACUAGUAUCCAGAACCGAGUGAGAGGCAACCUGGAGAGCAUGUUCCUGCAGUGCCCAAAACCUACCCUGCAGCAGAUCAGCCACAUCACCCAGCAGCUCGGGCUUGAGAAGGAUGUGGUCCGAGUGUGGUUCUGCAACCGUCGCCAGAAGGGCAAACGAUCAAGCAGUGACCAUUCGCAACGAGAGGAUUUUGAGACUGCUGGGUCUCCUUUCUCAGGGGGACCAGUAUCCUUUCCUCUGGCACCAGGGCCCCACUUUAGUACCCCAGGCUGCGGGGGCCCUCACUUCACCACACUGUGCUCCCCGGUCCCAUUCCCUGAGGGUGAGGCCUUUCCCUCGGUGUCUGUCACCACUCUGGGCUCUCCCAUGCAUUCAAACUGAGGUGCCUGCCCUUCCCAGGAAUGAGGUGGAGGGCAGAGGAAGGGGAGAGCUAGGGAGAGAACCCUGGGGUUUGUACCAGGGGUUUGGGAUUAAGUUCUUCAUUCACUAAGAAAGGAAUUGGGGACACAAAGGGUGUGGGGAAGGCAGUUUGGGGUAACUGAUUGGAGGGAAGGUGAAGUUCAAUGAUGCUCUUGAUUUUAAUCCCCACAUCACUAAUCACUUUGUGCUUAAAUAAAGAAGCCUGGGACCCGGAAAAAAAAAAAAAAGUCAACUGGACUCUUCAUUCAAUCUGUUGUGGGAUAUAUUGUUUUGAUUGAAGUGUAUGAAUUAAAUACAGCCUCAUAUAGAUGUUUCGUUGGACAAGGAAAGACCUAAUGGAGUCCCAGGGAAGGGGACAUGUCUUAGACCACAUUUUGAAAACCACCCUUAACAUAUAUUCUUUGUUGAGACAAG
Camelus dromedarius (Arabian camel) is the source of this 948-nucleotide messenger RNA. Its product is annotated as POU domain, class 5, transcription factor 1-like. Bases 1 to 495 code for a protein of 164 amino acids. Gene Ontology annotation, biological process: regulation of transcription by RNA polymerase II. The record is from RefSeq and is a predicted model, not a curated record. Gene Ontology annotation, molecular function: RNA polymerase II cis-regulatory region sequence-specific DNA binding; DNA-binding transcription factor activity, RNA polymerase II-specific. NCBI's taxonomy places the organism in Eukaryota, Metazoa, Chordata, Mammalia, Artiodactyla, Camelidae. The transcript has a single exon.